Molecule: messenger RNA, 1895 nt
Organism: Cyclopterus lumpus (lumpfish)
Lineage: Eukaryota; Metazoa; Chordata; Actinopteri; Perciformes; Cyclopteridae
Gene: atp5f1a
Product: ATP synthase F1 subunit alpha
Exons: 11
Coding region: 85-1740 (551 amino acids)
Biological process (GO): proton motive force-driven ATP synthesis; proton transmembrane transport
Molecular function (GO): ATP binding; ADP binding; proton-transporting ATP synthase activity, rotational mechanism
Source: RefSeq, a predicted model, not a curated record
CCUUUCUUCAAAUCCGUUGCCUUGUCCGCCGUCCUUCUCUCUCUCUGUUUCGGGAGCAGGACAGACUUCCCACUUCACACCAACAUGCUGUCAGUACGCGUCGCAGCGGCUCUCGCCCGCAGUCUGCCUCGACGGGCUGGAUUUGUAUCCAAGAACGUUGCAGCAGCAUGUGUAGGAGUCAAGAAUCUACACACCACCAGUCCAUGGCUGGCGAAAACAGGCACGGCCGAGGUGUCGUCCAUUCUGGAGGAAAAGAUCUUGGGCGCUGACCACAACGCCGACUUGCAGGAGACCGGCCGCGUGCUGUCCAUCGGUGACGGUAUCGCCAGAGUGUACGGCCUGAGGAACGUGCAGGCUGAGGAGAUGGUGGAGUUCUCCUCUGGGCUGAAGGGCAUGUCUCUGAACUUGGAGCCCGACAACGUUGGUGUUGUGGUGUUUGGUAACGACAAGCUGAUCAAGGAAGGCGACGUUGUCAAGAGAACCGGCGCCAUUGUAGAUGUGCCCGUUGGUCUGGAGCUCCUGGGCCGUGUGGUCGAUGCUCUGGGAAACGCUAUUGAUGGAAAGGGUCCCCUUGGCUCCAGCAUCCGCAGACGCGUGGGUCUGAAGGCCCCGGGUAUCAUCCCCCGUAUCUCUGUUAGGGAGCCAAUGCAGACUGGCAUCAAAGCCGUGGACAGUUUGGUCCCCAUCGGCCGUGGUCAGCGUGAGCUCAUCAUUGGAGACAGGCAGACUGGCAAAACCGCGAUUGCCAUCGACACGAUCAUCAACCAGAAGCGCUUCAAUGAAGGAACUGACGAGAAGAAGAAGCUGUAUUGCAUCUACGUAGCUAUCGGCCAGAAGAGAUCCACAGUGGCUCAGCUCGUGAAGAGGCUGACUGACGCAGACGCGAUGAAGUACACCAUUGUGGUGUCUGCUACGGCCUCCGAUGCCGCUCCGCUGCAGUACCUGGCUCCCUACUCUGGCUGCUCCAUGGGAGAGUUCUUCAGAGACAACGGCAAGCACGCCCUGAUCAUCUACGACGAUCUGUCUAAGCAGGCCGUCGCCUACCGCCAGAUGUCCCUGCUGCUCCGUCGUCCUCCCGGUCGCGAGGCCUACCCAGGAGACGUCUUCUACUUGCAUUCCCGUCUGCUGGAGAGAGCCGCCAAGAUGAACGAGAACUUUGGCGGCGGCUCCCUCACUGCCCUUCCCGUUAUCGAGACCCAGGCGGGUGACGUGUCCGCCUACAUUCCAACUAAUGUCAUCUCCAUCACAGAUGGACAGAUCUUCUUGGAGACUGAGCUGUUCUACAAAGGUAUUCGUCCGGCCAUCAACGUCGGUCUGUCUGUGUCACGUGUCGGCUCGGCUGCCCAGACCAAGGCCAUGAAGCAGGUGGCUGGUACCAUGAAGCUGGAGCUGGCCCAGUACCGUGAGGUGGCUGCCUUCGCUCAGUUUGGUUCUGAUCUGGACGCUGCCACUCAGCAGCUGCUGAAUCGUGGUGUUCGUCUAACUGAGCUCCUUAAACAGGGACAGUACUGUCCAAUGGCCAUUGAGGAACAGGUAACAGUCAUUUAUGCUGGCGUGAGGGGACACCUGGACAAAAUGGAGCCUAGCAAGAUCACCAAGUUUGAGAAGGCCUUCCUGCAGCACGUAUUGAGCCAGCACCAAGACCUGCUGUCGGCUAUUAGGGCUGAUGGACAAAUCUCUCCGGCGUCCGAUGCAAAACUCAAGCAAAUUGUGUUGACUUUCCUCUCCACCUUUGAGUAAAAGUGAUGCCGUUUGUUCUGGUGGUUUUCAUGUUCAUGUAGUGCAACAGUCAAUUAUACUUUCUAUGAACUUAAAAAAUCGAGUGCAAAGGGGCACUUGAUCUUUAAUGUACAGAUAUCUCUUAACAACAAGAAUAAAGUAUUCCAUCUAGUUGA